AUGAGUCUUGACCAAACUGGAUUGGUGAAGCAGCCUCAGCACAAUGAACCCGCGGAAGUCGUCAAACGCGCACUCGACUUCAAAACACAAGGCAGUCAAUGUUACAAGGAUAAGAAAUACAGAGAAGCGAUUGGGAAAUAUCACAGAGCUCUGCUAGAGAUGAAAGGUCUGUGUCGCGUGUUAGGAGACCCUGACGUGAGCACCAGGUCUUCAUCCUCGGAACAGCCAACCAUUAGCAAGUCCACUCUAACUGACGAGCAGAAAGGCGCGAUGGAGAACGCAGAGCUUGAGUGCUACAAUAGUCUCGCAGCCUGCCUGUUGCAGAUGGAGCUGGUGAACUACGAGAGGGUGAAGGAAUACUGUCUUAAGGUUUUAAGGAAAGAAGGGGAAAACUUUAAAGCCUUGUAUCGCUCUGGUGUGGCCUACUAUCAUCUAGGAGACUUCCACAAGGCUUUGCACUAUCUAAAGGAAUCCCACAAACAGCAGCCUUCAGAUACAAACGUCAUCCGCUACAUCCAGCUAACAGAGAUGAAGAUUCGCCGGAAUGCCCAGAAGGAACUGAAAGAAGCCCCAUAA
Molecule: messenger RNA, 576 nt
Organism: Chanos chanos (milkfish)
Lineage: Eukaryota; Metazoa; Chordata; Actinopteri; Gonorynchiformes; Chanidae
Gene: ttc9
Product: tetratricopeptide repeat domain 9
Exons: 4
Coding region: 1-576 (191 amino acids)
Biological process (GO): negative regulation of apoptotic process; protein folding
Cellular component (GO): endomembrane system; cytosol; membrane
Molecular function (GO): protein folding chaperone; protein binding
Source: RefSeq, a predicted model, not a curated record